AUGACCUUGACUGAAGCCAAAACGUUAUUGGAACGGAUCGAGCCUAACUUAUAUGGAGAUUCAACCAUCGCUAAAAUUUGGGGUGUGGCAAUUAAAUACUUAGAUCAGCCUAACCCUCCAAUAAAGACCCCAGAAUAUUCAUUCGGGAGAUACGAAUUUAGAGACAUUGACCAUUGGACAGCAGGAUUUUUUCCUGGGUCUCUAUACUGUUUGUUGGAAAGAUGCAAGAACUUCUCUUCUCACUUUCCAACAGAUAACGUGAAUCAAAUAAAGCUAGAAUAUGCUGCGAGAUGGUGGGCAGAAGGUUUGUUUGAACAAGCACCUAGAACGGAUACACACGAUUUAGGCUUUAUAAUUCAGCCAGCUUUCCAAAGAGAAUACGAAUAUAGCAAAAGCUCACGAUCUUUAGACUGCUUGGUGACAGCUGCAAAUGCUCUAGCCUCUAGAUUUGAUGAAACUGUUGGUUGUAUUAGAAGUUGGGAUACUGCUGUUAACAAGAGAUACAACUUUACUAAUAAAAAUGAAGAUUUUAUUGUCAUCAUUGAUAAUAUGUGUAAUUUGGAUAUGUUAUAUUAUGUGGCAAGUAAGACUGGCGAUUUACGAUUAUCUACAAUUGCUACAAAACAUGCUGAAGUUACACUAAAGAAUCAUUUCAGGAACUCUGAAUGGUCAAGCUUCCAUGUUGUAAAUUAUGACUUGAAUGAUGGUUCUGUUAAGGCCAAAUUUACUAACCAGGGCUAUGCAGAUGAUACGACUUGGUCUAGGGGUCAAUCAUGGGCUGUUUUAGGGUUCGUUGAAACGUACCUGUGGACCAAACAGAAAAAGUUCUUGGACGCAUCGAUCGGAUUGGCUGAAUACUUUCUUUCUAAAUUGCCAGAUGAUGGGGUUCCAGCUUGGGAUUUUGGUGCUCCAGAUAAAGAAAUCAAAGAUACUUCUGCUGCUAUGAUUUGUGCCCUUGGGUUAAUUAAGAUUUAUGAAGCAACUAAUGAAACUGGGUAUCUAAUCAGCGGAUUGAGACUUGUGAACGACACCAUUAAUUUUGCGUACACUAAUGAAUCUUCUUUCAGGAAAGAUGGAACUGUAGAUAUUGGGGCUAGGGAUACAAUUUUGGCAGAAGCGACUAUUAACAAUAAUCCAGAUACUUAUGAAAGAUUGGUAAGUCAUGGGCUUGUCUAUGCAGAUUACUAUUUUCUAACCAUUGGUAAUAAAUUGUUGCAACUAGGCUUAAUUCAGUAA
Molecule: messenger RNA, 1236 nt
Organism: Debaryomyces fabryi
Lineage: Eukaryota; Fungi; Ascomycota; Pichiomycetes; Serinales; Debaryomycetaceae
Exons: 1
Coding region: 1-1236 (411 amino acids)
Biological process (GO): polysaccharide catabolic process
Molecular function (GO): chondroitin hydrolase activity
Source: RefSeq, a predicted model, not a curated record